Penaeus monodon (black tiger shrimp) is the source of this 4359-nucleotide messenger RNA. Its product is annotated as proteoglycan 4-like. Bases 1 to 4251 code for a protein of 1416 amino acids. The transcript is spliced from 9 exons. The record is from RefSeq and is a predicted model, not a curated record. NCBI's taxonomy places the organism in Eukaryota, Metazoa, Arthropoda, Malacostraca, Decapoda, Penaeidae. Gene Ontology annotation, molecular function: chitin binding. Gene Ontology annotation, cellular component: extracellular region.
AUGACAGUGAAAAGUCAGUCUUUUCUGCGCAAAGGUUGUUACGGAAAUCCGGAAAACUUUAGAAUAAAUUCUCCCAUUUGUGGAUUUAGAGAGGCUAAAAAAGGGAGUGCUGAAGCCCUACGGCAAGUGAGCCCCAACCCAUGCGGGAAACGAGAAUCCCCUCCCGGUAUAAAACGCAGGUCGCCCCUCGGCGGUGUAGCAGCCUGGCAAUCACCGAGGAGUCGCAAGGGCUCGGCAACCCAAUAUCCUGGGGAAGCGAGUCCCCUUUCCCGGAGUCCACGACAAAAGUACCCCCAACAACACCAGAAAAAACAGUACCCCGACAAAUUCCACCAAAAACGUACCCCCGACAAAAAAACCACCAACAAAAGUACCCCCAAAAACAUACCCCAACAAAAAACACCAACAACAUACCCAACAACAUACCCCCAAACAGUACCACGAAAAACAUUCCCAACACAGUACCCCAACAAAAUUUCCCCCAAAGACAGUACCACCAACAAUUACCACCAAAACAGUACCACCAAAACAUACACAAGACAGUACACCAACAACAUUCCCCCAACACAAACCAAAACAUCCCCCAAAAAACAGUACCCCCAAAACAUUUCCCCCGACAUUUCCACAAAAACAGUACCACCGCAAAAUUACCACCCAAAAAAGUACCACCGACAAUUUCCACCCAAAACAGUACCACCCAAAAAAAGUAAAACCAAAACAGUACCACCAACAGUACACAACAACAUUACCCCCAACAACGUACCCCCAACAACAGUACCACCCACAACAGUAACGACAAAAAUUACACCAACAACAUACCCCCGACACAUUUCACCCAAAAAACAACCACCCAAAAACAGUAACACCAACAACAUACCACCCAAACGUACCCCCAAAAUACACCAAAAAACAUUACACCCAAAAACGGCCCACACAAAAACCACCAACAACUACCACCCCAACAAAUUAACCCAAAAAACAGUACCACCGACACAGUACACCGACAAAAUUACCCCAAAAAAAGUACCACCAAAACUUCCCGACAAAAUUACCCCAACAUGUACCCCUGUAAAAAUCCACCGGCAACCCGUCGCACCCCAACGUCCACCGACAAAAGCGCACCGAAACAGCGCACCGAAACACUGCACCGACAACAGCCACCGACAACACCCGCACCGACAACCGCUGCACCGACAACACUCGCACCGACAACACUCGCACCGACAACAGUCGCACCGACAACCGCUGCAAAACAACGCUGCACCCACAAAAAGCGCACGGGGCAAAAGCCGCACCGACAACCCCCCACAACAGCACACGGGACAGCGCACCGACAACACCGCACGACAACCCCUGCCAAACAGCUGCACCGACAAAACCGCACCCACAAAACGCCCGACAAAACCUGCACGACAACAGUCGCACCCAAAACACUCCACCGACAACCUGCAUGCAACAGCUGCACCCACAACACCCGCCCGACAAACCCCCACCCACAACAGCCGCACCCGACAACAGCCGCACCGACAAAAGCCGCACCGACAACAGUCGCACCACAAAGCUGCACCCACAACACUCACCACAACCCUGCCCGACAAAGCCGCACCGAAACAGGGCCCCACAACGCGCCCGACAAAAACCCCCACCGACAAACCCCUGCACCGAAACACUCGCACCCCAACACCCCCAAACAAAACCCCCCACGACAAAAGCUGCACCGACAACACCCGCACCGACAAAACCCGCAGACAACAGCGACGCAAAUUGCACCGCAACUUUGCACCGACAACACCACGAAACCGGCACCCCAACAUAGCACCGAAACCCCUUUCCCGACAAAAAAUCCACCCACAACCGCUGCCCGCAAAACUCGCACCCCAAAAGCUGCCCCGCAACGUGCCCGACAAAAAGUCGCACCCAAAACCGCCCCCCGAAAACAGCCCCACCCACAAAAGCUGCCCGACAACACUGCACCGACAACAGCCGCACCGACAAAACCCACCGACAACAGCUGCACCGACAACAGCCGACCCACAACAGCGCACGACAACAGUCGCCCCGACAACACUCGACCGACAACAGCUGCCCGACAACAGCUGCCGACAACAGGCACCGAAAAACCCGCACCGACAAAACCCACCGAAAACAGCCACGAAACACUACGACCAGCCGCACCGAAACCCCUGCAAGACAACACCCCACCGAAACACCGCACCGAAACAGCUGCACCCAAACAGCUGCAACGACAAAAAGCUGCACCACAACAGCCGCACCCACAACAGCCGCACCGACAACAGCGCACGAAACAGCCCGCACCGAAAAAAACGCACGACAACAGCUGCACCGACAACAGUCACCCACAACAGCUGCCCGAAAAAAGUGCAUGACAACCCCCCCCCGCCCCCCAACAACAGCGCACGACAACAGCGCACCCAAAAAAACCCCCCGCUGCACCCACAAAAAGCCGCCCGACAACGCCGCACCGCAACAGCGCACGAAAACAGCCGCACCGACAACAGCCGCCGACAACACCCCACCGACAAAGCGACCGACAAACCCGACAAACACGCACCGCCCCAAAAAAGUCCCCCAAAAGGACCCCAAAAGCCGCACCGCAACAACCCCAAAUGCACCAAAACCCCCCCGCAACCGACAAACACCGCACCCACAACACCCCCACCGACAACCCGCACCGACAACACCGCACCGACAACACCCGCACCGACAAAGAGCGCCCGACACCGCUGCACGACAACCGCACCGACAACACCCCACCGACACACUCGCCCGACAACACUCGCACCCCAACGCCGCACCCACAACAGCCGCAGCGACAACAGCCGCACCGACAACCCCUGCACACACAACAGCCGCACCGACAACACCGGCACCGACAACACCCGCACCGACAACAGCUGCACCGACAACAGCCGCACCGACAACAGCCGCACCGACAACACCGCACCGACAAACCGCCCACAAAGUGACCCGACAACAGUUUCACCGACAACCGCCCGAAACACACCGACAAAGCGCACCGACAACACCCGCACCGACAACACCCGCACCGACAAAAGCUGCACCGACAACAGCCGCACCGACAACAGCCGCACCGAGACAACCGGCACCGACAACCACCGCACCGACAACAGCCGCACCGACAACCGCUGCACCGACAACAGCCGCACCGACAACAGCCGCACCGACAACAGCGCACCGACAACCGCUGCACCGACAACACCCGCACCGACAACACGCGCACCGACAACACCCGCACCGACAACAGCUGCACCGACAACAGCCGCACCGACAACAGCUGCACCGACAACUCCCGCACCGACAACAGCUGCACCGACAACAGCCGCACCGACAACAGCUGCACCGACAACAGUCGCACCGACAACACCCGCACCGACAACAGCUGCACCGACAACAGUUGCACCGACAACAGCCGCAACUGAAUGUAACUUCAUCUGUCCAGAAAAUGGACUUUAUCCUCAUCCACGCAAAUGCUCGCAGUAUGUUUCUUGUGCCAACUCAGUGGCUUAUGUUAAGCCAUGCCCAACUGGUCUUCAUUACAAUCCGAUAAGCAAGAACUGCGACUGGCCUCAGGAUGAAGGUUGCACUGAUGAUGAGGAAGCAUCCUGCACCUUGUCUAAUCCUGCAGCUCCACCAACACUUCCUAAUCCAAAUGAACAAAUCUGUGACUGCGAGUGUUGUCUGAAGCCUCAUCCAGAUGACUGUACAUCAUAUUAUUAUUGUGCACCUGGAGCCGAUGCACAGUUCCAUGCCUGUUCAGAUGGUCUAGUGUUCCAUCCUGAAUUCAAGCAAUGCGUCCUUCAAACGCUGUUCCCUCAGUGCCAGCCAGAAGUACCACCAACAUGUGACCCAACUGGGGAGUGUCUUUAUCCAGCUGAAGUCUGUUCAGAGUAUUACAAAUGUAACAGAAAAGGAACACCCAUCAAGUACGAGUGCACUGGAGGCCUUCUCUUCAAUGACAAAAUCCAUAGCUGUGACCUUCCUCAGAAAGUAGAGUGUUCUGAAACUCGCCGCAAGAGAAGCCUCACAAACGACGGCGCUCCUCAACAGUACGUGACAGCUGAAGAAUGUAAGCAGCUGGAGGGCAAAUUCGCAGUGGAGGGCAACCCCAACGCUUACUACUUUUGCUCUCACGGUACUGCUCACCUCAUGCGCUGUACUGACCUCGCUGUAUUCAGUUUCGCCGCUCAGGACUGUAUCUUCAUGAAAUAGAUCCAACGGUGGAUUUCCCUGAUUUUAGUUGUUAUAAUGAUGCCUUAGUGAAAUAUUUAUUAAAAAAAAAAAAAAAAAAAAAAAAAAAAAAAAAAAAAAAAAAAAACA